AUGGAGCUGCCGCAGGACCACAAGUCCGUGGCCACGCCCGUGCCGGAUCCCCCCUCGGACGACUUCAUGUCCAAGGCCCAAUGGGACACUCUGUACGCCCUUUUGGACGCCUGUCUCCCCGCCAUUGCCUCGUCGACAUCGCCAUCGACCGACCCCGCCGAGCUGCUCAUCCUAGACGACGACGACUUUGAAAAGGCCCUGGACCGCGCCGCCUCGUCGAUGCGCGACCCACCUAGCCGGGACGAGCUCAAGACGUUCCUCGAGUAUAGGCCGACGCAAAACGCAAAGUUCAGGGCCGACUGCCUGCAGUCGCUGGCAAAUGCGCCCCAGAAGGGCCAGCUUGUCAAGGUCUUGAGUCUGCUGGGCACAAACUAUGGCAGCCUGCUGCUGACGGGCUACUGGACGCCCGUGGCCCGACAGCCGACGAGGACGCGCGAGGCCAUCAUCAAGUCGUGGUUCUCGUCGCGGCUGCUCAGCCUGCGCUCACUCGCUAAAUCAGUCGCCAUGAUGGCGCAAAAGGCAAACUCCGUGUCGAGCCCCUACUUCCGCGAGCUCUCGGGCUACACCGACGUGCCGCGCAACUGGAAGGCGACGCGCGGCUACGCCUUUAGCUUUGUCCAGCUCGAGGCCGGCAGCGGCGUCCACGAAAUCACCACCGACGUCGUCGUCGUCGGCUCCGGCUGCGGCGGCGGCGUGGCGGCCAAGAACCUGGCCGAGGCCGGCCACCGCGUCCUCGUUGUCGACAAGGGCUUCCACUUCCCGCCCGCCCACCUGCCCAUGCCCCAGAGCGCCGCCUGCAGGCACCUCUUUGACAACGGCGGCGCCUACAUAUCCGACGACGCCGCCGUCGCCAUGGUCGCAGGCGGCGCCUGGGGCGGCGGCGGCACCGUCAACUGGAGCGUGUGCUUCCGCACGCAGGACUUUGUGCGCGACGAGUGGGCCGCCGCCACGGGCCUGCCGCUCUUCACGUCGCCCGACUAUGACGACUGCCUCGACCGCGUGUGGGACUUUGUCGGCGCCAGCACCGCCGCCAUCCGCCACAACCCCCGCAGCCAGGCGCUGCUCGACGGCUGCGGCAAGCUGGGCUGGCGGGCCGCCGCCGUCGAGCAGAACACGGCGUCCAAGGAGCACUACUGCGGCCAGUGCCACCUGGGUUGCGGCUCGGCCGAGAAGCGCGGGCCCGCCGUCGCGUGGCUGCCGGCCGCGGCCGAGGCUGGCGCCGAGUUGAUGGAGGGUUUCGAGGUGCAACGCGUCGUCUUUGCGGCCGACGGCGUCACGGCGACGGGCGUCGAGGGGCUGUGGACGUCGCGCGGCGAAAACGGCCAGGUGCACACGCCCGCGGCCACGCGGACGCAGCGCAGAGUGCGCAUCAAGGCCACCAAGGUCAUUCUGGCCGGGGGCGCGCUCUGGAGCCCCGUGCUGCUGAUGAAGAGCGGCGUCGAGAACCGGCACUUGGGGCGCAACCUGCACGUGCAUCCUUGCAACUUUGUCUUCGCCACCGAUAAAGAGGAUGUACGGCCUUGGGAGGGCGGCAUUAUUACGAGCUACAGCUCCGAAUUUGAGAAUUUGGACUUGAAGGGCCACGGUGUCAAGCUGGAGCCCACGUGCAUGGUGCCAUAUACGGUCUUCUCUUGGCAUCCGUGGCAGGACGCCGUCGACGCUAAGCUGGCGGCACUCAAGUACCGAAACCUCCACGGCUUCAUCUCGCUGGCCCGGGACAGAGACUCUGGACGCGUGUACCCGGACCGGCGGACGGGCCUGCCGCGUGUCGACUACACCAUGUCCGAUUUUGACCGCGACCACGUGCUCGAGGGCGUGCAGGCGCUGGCCAAGAUAUGCUACGUGACGGGGGCCAAAGAGAUUCAACCGGGCUUGCAGGGGCUUGCGCCGUUCGUGGCCGACGACGGGGGCGAGCGGCAGAGGAAGCACGUGGCCGGCACGGACCCGGAGUUUACGGACCCGGCGUUUGGGGCGUGGCUGGCCAAGCUGCGCGAGCUGGGCAACAAGCCGCCGACGGCCGCGUUCGUGUCGGCGCACCAGAUGGGGACGUGCCGGAUGAGCGGCCUCGGGGAGGAGGCGGGCGUGGUGGACGGCAAGGGUCGGGUGUGGGGCCGCGAGGGCCUGUACGUGGCGGACGCGAGCGUGUUUCCCAGCGCGAGUGGGGUGAAUCCCAUGGUGACGGUCAUGGCCCUGUCCGACUGGAUCUCGCGCGGGGUGGCCGAGGAGCUGUCGGCGGCCAAGGGGCUGUCGGGGUGA
Messenger RNA from Hirsutella rhossiliensis, 2256 nucleotides. RefSeq names its product GMC oxidoreductase domain-containing protein. The transcript is spliced from 4 exons. Lineage: Eukaryota; Fungi; Ascomycota; Sordariomycetes; Hypocreales; Ophiocordycipitaceae. The record is from RefSeq and is a predicted model, not a curated record. The coding region runs from base 1 to 2256 and encodes 751 amino acids. Gene Ontology annotation, molecular function: flavin adenine dinucleotide binding; long-chain-alcohol oxidase activity.